AUGGAAAUACAGAAGGGAAAGCUUUCAAAGAGGAAAAUCUUCGAUGAUUUAAGCACAAGCAGAGGAAAAUCUGACUCCAUUCCGCUUGAUCUCAUCCCAGAGAUACUCAAAGAUUUUCCUGUUAAAACCCUAGUAAGGUUCAUCUCCGUAUCCAAGCCCUGGUCAUCCAUCAUCCGCAACCGAGAUUUUGUUAAAUCGUACUUGAUCAAGUCGUCAACUCGUCCUCAAAGUCUCAUUUUCACAUUCAAGAGCAGGCGUCAUGGUAAACAUUUCUUCUUCUCAUCAAGUCAACACCAAGAUGGAGAUGAAUCAUCAUUAUCUUCUGUAGCAACUUACCAUAUGACAUGUCAUUCUCAACCGUACACAGCCAUUACUCCAUCUGUCCACGGUUUGAUUUGCUAUGGACCUCCUUCUAAGCUCAUGGUAUACAACCCUAGCACUAGACGGUCCAUUGCUUUGCCUAAUGUCGAUGCUCACAGGAUACGUAUGUACCACUACUUGGGUUAUGAUCCCAUCGAUGGUGAUUACAAAAUGUUGUGUAUGAGUAGAGGCAUGCAUGCUCGUAGGGGACGUGGCUUGGCCCACAAGAUACAAGUUUUGACAUUGGGAGAUGGGAGUUCGUGGAGGAUGAUUGAAAACUGUCCACCUCCUCACUCUCCUGAGUCUCCUCAUAUAUGUAUAGAUGGGGUUUUAUACUAUGGAGCUUAUCUUGACUUAGGUUCACGUAAACUUACUAAAGAUCAUGCAGUCAUGAGUUUUGAUGUUAGGUCUGAAAAGUUUGAACUUAUCAGAUUACCACCAGGAAGAGCAACACAAUUUACAAGGAUGAUAAGAUACAAUGGGAAAGUUGCUCUCAUGCUUUCUGAUAGGUUUCGUAGUUACCCUGGUCGAAUCGAAAUGUGGGUUUUAGAAGAUGCUGCCAAACAUGAAUGGUCCAAUCAGAAUUUCGUUUUGCCUCACUUAGCUGACCGGAACACCAUGUUUCAAGUGUUUUGUGCCAUUGAUGACGAUGCUGACGAGUUUGUUUUGGCACCAGAGACUUUACGCGCACCGCCGUUCUAUGUUUUCUAUUAUGAUGCCAAGAAAAAAAGCAUGAGAAGAGUUGACAUUGAAGGAAUCAUAGAACGGGAUAUUCAGUUUUGGGAUGUGGAUUCGAAUCGACGUACAAUCUCUAUCUUCCCUGGUCAGGUUGAGAAUCUUAUGUUUCUCUAA
Raphanus sativus (radish) is the source of this 1212-nucleotide messenger RNA. RefSeq names its product F-box protein At2g21930. The transcript has a single exon. Lineage: Eukaryota; Viridiplantae; Streptophyta; Magnoliopsida; Brassicales; Brassicaceae. Bases 1 to 1212 code for a protein of 403 amino acids. Gene Ontology annotation, molecular function: protein binding. The record is from RefSeq and is a predicted model, not a curated record.